Messenger RNA from Acytostelium subglobosum LB1, 756 nucleotides. RefSeq lists its product as hypothetical. Gene Ontology annotation, molecular function: protein heterodimerization activity; structural constituent of chromatin; DNA binding. The coding region runs from base 1 to 756 and encodes 251 amino acids. Lineage: Eukaryota; Evosea; Eumycetozoa; Acytosteliales; Acytosteliaceae. Gene Ontology annotation, cellular component: nucleosome. The transcript has 2 exons. The record is from RefSeq and is a predicted model, not a curated record.
AUGGGAUACAGAGGAAGAGGUCCUCCAAAGACAACAGCCUCAAUGUAUAAGUUGAGCUACAACACAAAGAGAGAGUACAAGUACAUUAAGGACAUUUUAAGAACUUUGUCAGGCACCGGCGUAGUCACGAAAAGUCUUAGGAUUGAUGCAAUGGCCAAAGAGGCACUGGUAUCAUUCAUUCGUGAUAUUGCCCGUAGAAUCAUCGAUCUAUCAAGAGACCUGUUGAUCAGGUCGGGCAAGGCAACACUCCAGGCGCGUGACAUCCAGAUGGCCGUCAGGAUCGAAUUAAGAGGCGAACUCGCCAAGCAUGCGAUCGUGCAAGGUAUGACUACUCUAGCCAAGGCUAACCCUAGCUACAACGCCGGCGAUGCUGAGUUUAAGCCACCAGCCAAGAAUGCUGGUCUCAUUGUCAAGCCAAGCUAUGUUCGCAAACAACUCAAGAUUGCUGGAUUCGGUCGCGUGGCAAAGAUGGCCUCUGUCUACUUUGCUGCCGUGCUCGAGUAUGUCCUCUCCGAAGUGUUGGAGCUAUCCUCAAACAAUGCCCAGAGCUGUGGAAAGACUACCAUCACAUCACAGCACAUAUUCUUUGCCGUCUCCAAUGAUGCAGAGUUAAAUAGUCUUUGUGAGCAUGUGACAUUCCCAUCUGCUGGUGUCGCUUCAAACAUCCAUGCGGGACUAGUUAGUAAGAAGAGCAAGAAGUUUAAUCCAAGCCUCAAGAUUGCUGCCUCGCCAGCUGAUUUUGGAAUCACCUUCUAA